Molecule: messenger RNA, 4804 nt
Organism: Habropoda laboriosa
Lineage: Eukaryota; Metazoa; Arthropoda; Insecta; Hymenoptera; Apidae
Exons: 7
Coding region: 150-4802 (1550 amino acids)
Biological process (GO): positive regulation of nuclear cell cycle DNA replication; regulation of cell cycle phase transition
Cellular component (GO): nucleus; Dbf4-dependent protein kinase complex
Molecular function (GO): protein serine/threonine kinase activator activity; nucleic acid binding; zinc ion binding
Source: RefSeq, a predicted model, not a curated record
UUGUAAAUAAACGCAUAUUGUUAAUGAAUAUGCAAAGAAGUAUCUAUGACAAUACGUGGCACGUUUGUGAGAAUGGAAAGUGUUUUAAAAGUAUUAAAGUACAGUGAAAGGAAAAUAUCGUUGUUGUCCGUGUGGUGUAUAGCAUAGGAAUGGUAUCGCCGUCCAAAAUUCAGCAUCAGGAGCACAAGCAGCCACCAAGAGAAAAUAAAUUAAAGAAGCAGUCACAUGUUCAUACGCAGAAAGAUCUGAAACCAUUAAAAGGAAAGUCAUUUUACUUGGAUAUCAAGAAUCAUGCUACCACAUCCAAAAUAGAAGCAAAAAUAAAAGAUUUGGGAGGAGUAAUAGAAUUGUUUUUAGUAAGGAGUGUAAACCUAGUGGUUAGUGACAGAGUAGAUAAAACUGGUUACAUAAAUUUUGAGAAACAUAAAUGGGGUUGUGCCAGUGGAGGCAGUGGGGGACCUCCCUCGCUGAGGAGUUUAGAAACUCCAGCCCCCAUGCCAACUCCUCCAACGUCAUUUUUUAGUCCUGAAUGCCCCUUAACUAAUACAACGAAUCUACGGGGUCAAACUACCCAAAGAUCUAAAUCGCGGGUGGAGGCAAUGUUGGAGCGUGCUCUGAUACAGCCACAACAGUGUUCCGUGGAUCCACUUUACAACGCCCAAAGUUGGGGAAUUCCUAUUUGGGCAAUUGAUAAACUUCAAGCUUGGCUUGACAAAAUCUACGCAUCUUUUAAGGAUACUAAUAAUUUAAAGCAAUUACGGCAUUCAAAUCAGCAGAGUUUACCUAAAGAUUUGAAGGUCAGACACCUUAAGAGUCCUUAUCUGAAAUUCGAAUCCUUUCAGAGGAAUACUAGACCUGUAUUUGUUGAGCUGUCUUUGUGGCCGACGUUGAAUUUUCACGGAGAUCCAGGAUCUUGUCCUUUCAAUACGAGAAGACGAGAAAAACUGGAAAAAGUACGAAAAGAAGUAAAAGAAAACAGGGAAGGUAUCCAAAUUAUCAACCAAGAGGAGGAUAAAGAAAUGACUCGGCGGCCACGAACAACUGCCCGUACACGAAGAACAGAACAGUUAGCAUCCGGUUAUUGCGAAAUUUGUCGUAUUAGUUAUCGAGAUCUUACCAAACAUGUACAAAGCGACCAACAUCUUAGCUUUGUUCGCAAUGACGAUAACUUUUUGUCUUUGGAUACAUUGAUUAAUGCAGGAGCCAAUGUAGAAGCGUUUCUAAAGCUAAACAGAGCAAAAGAUAUAGAAAAAGACUGCAAUUUAUUUUCCAAUGGAGAUCGCAAUCUUCAUAACUCAGUACUGUCAGAAGGGAAGGUUAAUAGAAAUGCAAAGAACUUAGGUGAUUUUGGCGUCGGAGAUGAAAAGAUGGUGCAGUGUAACGGUGCACGUAGGAAUCUCAAUUUAAAACUAAACUCACCACAUAAUUUACGCACACGUGCAAAACAUGAAAGCGGACACUUGUUGAGGUCGAAGGGAAGUCCCUGGCACGAAGCUGAUAAAGCGGAAAAGUUUUAUGAGAAAUUCGAAGGUUUUACCAUAAAAAGGCGAGCAAAAGGAACAAUUUGGAUCGAAGAAGAUGAACCAGGAGAUAAGUUUGUAAAAGAACAUGGAUUAAAAGAGAAGCAGAAUGAAUACAAAAUUAAAACAUUCUCGACGGAAUUGGAAGAAAAAUGCUGCGAUGAUAAAAAUUGUGACAUUGUAUGUAAUAAACGUAAAGAAUCUAGUAAUCAAGAUAUACAAAGGACAAUAACUUGUAAUAGCGAGGAUAACAGUAUCGUGAUUAAUACAGAACAUACUAAAGAAGAUCGAAGUCUUAUGAAGAAUAGAAGUCAUGAUCAAAUGAACGGAAAUCUGAAAAAUGGUUGUAAUGAAAACCUUUUAAGUACAAAUAACAGUUGUAUCGAGUCCUGUAAGAUAUCUCGAAGUGAAACUUUAAAAGAAUUAAAUUGCAAAUUACACUUACAGAAUACUCCAUCAAGUACAAAAAAAGUUUCAGAAGAACGCGAUGAUACUAAUGCAGACACCAUCUGUAAUGGUCGUGCUACAAAGGAUGAAGAACAAAAAGUAAGUGAUAGAGAAAAGAACGAAGUGGCGAAAGAAGAUAAACCGAAAUAUUCCAAGUCGGGUAGAAGAGGCAGUAGGAGCGUCAGAGGACGGCACCGGUUGUCCGUUGAAGAACGUUUAAUCGAAGAUAAUCGUGCAUAUUAUAAGGUGGAAGUGCUAGGGAGUAAAUUAAGAUCAAGUGUGUUAUCAAACAAUAAUUCCCAAUGUAUAGUGCAAAGAGAUGGGGACGGUGAAGAAAAAAAAGAUGUGCCAUCUAGUGAAAAACCAGUAGUUGUGCGAUUUAAGCGUGUAAGAAAAUCAGAAUUGUCAUUAUUAAGCGACGAAGCCGAGUCUUUUAUGUUUGGAGAACUGAAGCGAGAAGAUUCGAGCGAAAUAAGCGAUGGAGAACAAAGUAGUGUAUUACCAAGGGACACGGAAAGCGAAUAUAACGAUACAGCGAACUCUGGGUGUCCCAGCUCGUUCUUUAAUUGCAGUUCACCCGUAAAGUCAGAACCUGUCGAAGAAGAUUCACAGGAUUCUCUGAACUUGGGUAGAGCUAGGAAAAGAAGACGCACACAAGCAGAAGCGCUGAUCAAAGACAACGUUGACUAUUAUAAAUUCGAAACUCCGGGUAGCAGAUUAAGGUAUCAAGCACCCUUGACUGGUAUCAAAGAACCGGUAUCGAUGAUUGAACAACGGGUAAGAACAGAAGAAGAAUCUGUGGAGAAAAAAGUAGACGUGGAGAAGGUGUAUCCGUCCAAACCUUCAGCAGAGGUUGAAAAAAUGCAAUUUUCUUUUGAAGCUGUACCGAAAUCUGAACCAUGGUAUCAAACGUACCAGCGGCAAGACGAGGGAGCAGAAUUUUGGCACUAUUUUAGCGAAGAGAACUCACAAAAGCCAUUUCUUUUACCAUACGAAAUCGAUAAUUUCCACGAGAAUCUAAUGAAAAACCAAAACAGAACUGAAAGUAAGAGAAAAGGUCGUGGUCGAAGCGCAGGUUGUAUUGGACGAUCUCCGAGGAAAAGUCCUCGUUGCCAUGCUUCAACAUUAGCCAUAAUGUCGACGAUCAUUCGAAAGAGAGAACAACAACAACAACAAUCAUCGAAUCUGUAUACGAUAGAGGAAUGUCAAUCCGUUAGGUCACAGGCAAAUACUCCGAAACCUGAUCAAAAGUCUGAAUCAAAAUCGGACGUGGACGAAGACUUAAAAGACAUGGUGAAAACAAUCGAUGAGAUGCUGAAUAAUCCUAACGACAGUUUAGAUUUGGGUGACUCGUUCGAGCCAGAUACUACGCAAAUGGAAUUGAAUGUCUACGAACCGGCGGCUAUUCCAAAGGGAGCACCUCCGAACCUGCUUGAAUUGUUGGACAGUUGUCACGAGAUCGCAAACUGUUUAGAAAAUUCGUCGUGCGCAAGUUCAGAGUGUGGCGAGGGCAAUAUUGAGUCACCCUUGAAACGUAGGAAAAAGAGGAAAAACAGAACCGGAUGGCCUGGGAUUAAACUGAAGAAGAGACUUCAGAGCAAACCUUUAGAUGUAGACUGCGACAGGGAAAACUUGUUAGAGAAAAAUCUCGAAGCAUCUCGGACCGAGAAAAAUUGCAACAUGCAGGUCAUGAAUACUACACCACCCGUCAGAUUAACGGAAGAAGGCGGUAGCAUUAGACUAGCGACAUCCGUUACAAGUAUCACGCAAGACGAACAGCCGUCGUUAGGUUUCAACCAGAGGAAAGACGACGGACGUUUGUCCGAAAUGUAUACCUCGAAUAUUUCUUCUAAUGCGCAUCACGAUGAAAACGAAAAGAGCGAUGUAAAUAUAGAAAUUCUGAGUAAUUCCGUGUUACAUAUAAAUGCCGAAUCCUGUACUGAUCCACUUACACCUGACAUAUGCAACGAGACUGACAGGAAUUUCGUAUUAAAUAAAGAUUACGCGUUUGGGAAAGGCUUGUCGGAAAUCGAGGAAGUAUCGGAAAACGACCCUGGAAACGAUGAAAAUCAUGAGAACGUGUUUCGGAAAGAUAUUCAUUCUAUAUCAGAACGACGAUUUAUCUCAAAAGCGACUAUCAAGAAACGUCAACGCGACAAUACAUCCUCCGAAACUUGCGAGUCUCGUGUAGUAGAACUGGAGAAUCAUGAGAUUUUGUGUAGAAAGGAUACUGAAACUGGAAUUGUUCCCAGGAAACAUAACUCUAAUGGAUUACCAAGGAAGCGGCAGCAAAAGAGCCACUCCGGAAAUCCUGACUCCGAGAUCGAACAUCAUCAUCAUCACCACCAUCACAAUAACGUGUAUAAAAGGAGCAGAGUGUCAUCGCGAAGACGGAUAUACUCGAGAAAACGUGUGCGAAAAACUAACAUCUCAUCGGACACAGUGUUUGAGGAUGAGAAUUGUAAAAAGGAUUCCUAUUUAAGUAUUACGUGUAAAAAGCAACAAAACCUAAAAAGUGUGAAACGACGCGCGGAUGCUGUGUCAUCGGAAACACAGAAUCCUGAAGUUGACUGUGCGUUAUCGGGACGUGUUAGCCCCACGAUCAUAGCAACUUCGGAACUCGAACAAAGACGCUCGAGUGUCGAGUUUCAACCAGUUGUUAGAAUGAAGAAAAUUGAUGAUCAAGUUGAAAUGGACCACAGUAUUCUCUCGGUAACAAUCGCAAGUAAUAGACGGUUAAGAAGUUCCAGUUCCCCAAGAUCGAAUGUUCAGCCACCGAAAAAGCGAUUAAAGACCAACCGUGGUCAAUUCGGAAGGUGGCUAAAAAGUAGCUGAAA